Molecule: messenger RNA, 9935 nt
Organism: Aplysia californica (California sea hare)
Lineage: Eukaryota; Metazoa; Mollusca; Gastropoda; Aplysiida; Aplysiidae
Biological process (GO): negative regulation of transcription by RNA polymerase II; hormone-mediated signaling pathway; positive regulation of transcription by RNA polymerase II
Molecular function (GO): nuclear receptor activity; zinc ion binding; RNA polymerase II cis-regulatory region sequence-specific DNA binding
Source: RefSeq, a predicted model, not a curated record
AGUCCACAAUGAAGACAACGUUCCCCAACUGCGGCAGAGUGUAGACAGCUGAGCAUGACAUCUUUGUCCGAGAGUGGUCCUGGGUCAAAUCGUCAGUUUUUCAAGCCCAUUCCAGACUCUAGAGACAUUUACAUUGCUUCGAGGAUUGUCCGGAGUGCCUGUGCUGACCUCACGACCUCACCGCCAUGUGACGUGUGGGAGACAAGGCCAAAAGUCAUUCAGAUUAAGACCGAGCGAGAAGAUUUUUCUCGGGAAGUCAGCCUGUCGGAGAAGAGGACAAGGUCGAUGAGAUCGUCCCCGGGAGUUGGUAUGGCUCCUGGAGAGCUUCACGCCGAGCCAUCGUCUGUUCGGGAACGGAACCCGGUGUUUGAGAGUGGAGACAGGAAUACGUCACCAGCCUUCCGAGACAGGGUUGGUUCUGUCCCCGAAACAACAGCCAAGUCCGAUUUCGAAGGUGACGAUGAUGAGAAAUCCAAGGUCGAUUUGACUCGCCCAGCUGAGUCGUCGGAGGGAAAAAUAGAUAUCCUGCCAAGUAGUGACAAUGAUGCUGGUCGCAGUGUGACAAAGGACAUGUUUUCGGAUACUCAUGAGGCGUUUCUCUCGCGGACGAUAGCGGGGAAAAAACACACCGACGUCAACACAAGCGGCCGUGAAUCUGGAGGAAACAAUUCUCUGGACGUGAGAGAGAUUAGGCGCGACCACGAGGACUGCACACGUCGGGAAGAACUCUCCUCAGGUCGGAGCGGAAAAUCCCCUCUGCUUUCUUCAGCAACGUCGAGGUUACCCGAAGGUAUGGACGAAGACCCCGCAGUGAUAGUCUCGGAGUCGGUCAGAAAUCGUCUGGAUCGGGCUGAUGGUCCUUCUUCUGUUCCUCCGUCUGGCAGAUCAACACCGCAGUAUUCACGGCCAAUUUCAAGACCACACUCAGUCAGCUCAAAUCUCACUAAUUGUCUAGGACAUCUGAGCUUAAGCGAACGCCCCAGAUCGGCGGAAAGUUUUUUCACUGGCCAGAAUGAAGCCUCACGAGAAGUGAUAAUGGCAUCUCCUGCUAUACCUGGCCCUAAAUCGAACGAGCUCGUCGUAUCUGAGGUAAAGUUUGAGCCGAAGGACUAUAACGAAAUGCCGCUGCUUCAUGACAAACAUCAAUCUGUGCGCACCGACUGUGAUGCAAAGAGCUCGCGUAUUUCCACCACGUCUAUCCCAGACGGACACUGCGUGAAGGAGUUUAUCCCUUUACAGACGCCUUCAGGCCAAGUGCUCGACAUGACCACCCUCGAGGCGUCACGUGACCACGAUCGUCUCUGGCACCAGCACACCACUCAGGAGUUCUCUCUCCUCGCCGACUUCCCGGAACAGGAGGAUCGGUUGAAUGGAAGCAUCAGGUGCAGCGAUUCGCCUCCUGUCCACCACCCGACCAGGCCCGCCGAGUCCUGGUCAGCUGAAGUCGUUGACCACUCGGGCAUGUUCGGCCCUGGCAUCUCAGACAACUGUGUGGUGUGUGGGGAGGUAGCCAACGGGAACUUCUUUGGCGCCGUGGUCUGCUUGCCGUGCAAGAGUUUUUUCAUCCGGUGUACGAAAGACGGAGAGCCUUGCAUCUUGCAGCAGUGCGGCGGCAACUGUGACAUCAAGAAGCAGCUGAGGAACCGAUGCCAGUACUGCCGCUACCAGCAGUGCCUAGCUAUGGGCAUGACCAGAAAAGAAAAACCGGAGUCCAUCAUGCCUCAAGAGGGUCAGGAACUGUGCAAAGUGUGUGGGGACUUGGCCAAUGGCAUCCAUUUUGGUGUCUACACCUGUGAGGGCUGCAAGCUAUCAAGAUGGGUCGGCCUCGAAAGCUGUAUCCAAACAGAAAUGCCAUGGAGUCCAUGAGUGGCACAGACCCGAGCGGCCGAUCGUCCUAUUGCCCUAUGACCUCCGAUGAAGUCAAGGACCCCUUCAGCCAAUCACGUUACACAGAUUUAGCCCCUCGCACAAAAGUUUUCUCUCAGGGUUACACGAAUGAUGACGACGUGCAUUUCUGGGCGGAUUCUAGCGCGUCACGUGACCUGGAUAUUAUUGAGAUGAACGAGCGUUUGCCCGGUCACAUGGUGUCUAGUCAGGGGCCAGUUUCCUUGUCGGGUCAGGGUGGAAGUGGAGCCAAGCUCAGAGAUGGCAGCUUUGUGGAAGAGUGCAGAUCUGUGCUACACUCUGGGGUAGGGCGAGAGGAGGGCAGACACGCCCAUGGUGGUUUAGUGAACGGAAGACUGGCAGAGAGCAACAGGUCUUAUACCUCGUCGUCGACCUCAGAGCCAGUGAACUACGAUAGGCACAGUCCUGAAUAUCCGAGCUAUUACAGAUCACUUCCUCUCCAGACAGGAAAAGCGGUACCUCUGCCCUAUGUCGAGAAACCGCAAGAUCCUAGGUUCACUUCUUUCCCGGCCCCGCCCCACCGUGAUGCCGCCCGUGAAAUACCGAGGUCUGUACACGGUGCUUCCAGUCAUAUGUAUCCCAUUGUUAAACGACCCGAGGAAAUUUUCUCUGGCACCGAUGACAGGAAUUCUACAGAGUUCUCCCAUCAUGCAGCAAGGCAGGGGGACUACAUGCCUGCCACUGAGGGAGGAAGAGGGGUCCACCAGGGGCAUCCCAAAGAGAUUUACUCGGUCCACCCAAGGCAAAUAUUGUACAGACAGCUCAACAGUAGCAGAAAUAACAAUUUUUCAGGUCAGACAGAACGUUUAAGUGCUCAUGACCGGCCACCCGGUCAUAUGACUAGACGAGACAUGCCGCCAUUAGUGAAGUUGUCUCCCACAUCCGGGGAACAGAUUCUUCCCUGUUCCUCGUCUCGUGCAGAGACAGAGACCAACACGGUGCAGGAUGAUGUCAGAUAUUUCCGUCCUUCGCAAAGUCACGUGUCAUCUUCUCAAACUGCCAAUGGUAUGGUUUCUUCUCCAUCGGCCGGCCCGUCCAGAAAACAUUCCUCACGCAACGGUAACGUCUGGGGUACGCCCUCAGAUCCCAAAAAGAUGAAAUAUGAAGCAUUAGAUUUAACAGUCAGUUCUAAACCAUGUGAUCUCUCUGUGAGUAAAUCAGCAAGUCCUUACGAACAUGACCAGAGUCAAAUCAACGACCGUAGGCUACAAUAUCAUGUCGACGACGAAUCAAACUAUCCCAAAAGGAAAGGUGAAACGUUCUAUGAGAGACGAGAAGAGUCUCAGCAAAAACCACAUCACCCUACCUGUAAAGUUCGCAGACUGAAUUCAAAUAGUAUGACUGAACAGAAUGAAAAUGGCCGUCAUUUUUCUAUGGAGCCGAGAAAGGACUCUUCUCCACGGUCCCCACCUGCUCUGCUUCAGACGCGCGGCUAUGUAUACGUGGGUUCUGGCCCUCCACCCCACACUAACGCCAGUUCCAGAUCAGAGUUUGUGAAGCGGAAUAAGACUCGCGUGACCCCGUUCGAGAACUCGUUGACGAGAGGUCUCUACGACGCCAAUCUCACACUCCCCCGAGCUAUGGACCUCGCGCAGCAAGUCGUGUCCCAAGUUAGGAAAGCAAACUCUUCCUCGACUUCUUCUUCCUCCUCCUCUUUCUCUUAUGUUGACAAUCGUGCCUCGAUCACCUCACCGUUCCACUCACGGAACGUACAGCCCUCGAGGAAGGAGCUGCUGUCAACUAACGCGGUUGCAGCGAGAGGUUCUGUUUCAAAAGCGACUGCCAUUUCUGGAGAGGCCCGUGACCCCAUGUCCUUCUCGCGUUCUCCUUACCCAAGCCCAGACUCUGCUGCGCCUCUGAAGUACACCGCCUCAGAAGCUGCUUAUCCCGCUAUCAAACAAGAAGCAGAAACACCCCCGCCCUGCGACGACUUUUCCCCCUCUCCGUUCUCAGCAGUGGGAGCUUCUCAGAGCAUCUCAAAAAUGAAUCCGAGCCCUAAGUACGUGGCACAAAGAGCCAUUGCUUCUUCUCAGCCCCGAACCCCAAGCCUCCCUCCUGUAUCAUCUCCCGGCAGUUUUAUGUCGGACUCCUCACGUCCAGCUUCGUCCUCGUCGUCUCUAGCCAUACUCGAGGGUACCCGGACCCUCCAGACCUCGAGUUCAGAGGUCAGGCUGUUGACCCCCGGAAGCGACCUAGACUCAGACAAUGUUCCCAGCAGUAGUGGCGUGAGUCGCCUUGCUAUGGCUUCUAAAGGCGGAAAUAAUGCUGGAGCGGAGCCCAGCUUGAGAAGCCAGUCGAGUGCCAGUGUCGGAAGUUCCGAGUCCUCUUCCUCAUCCUCCCAGCGGUCGUUUGACCCCUACACGAACGAGCAGACCCUGGUGUACAUCAAUGAGAUGUUCCUGGUGGUGGAUACGCUCACAGACUCCAGCUGCAGCCCGAGCGGCCGGCCAGCCAGGAGCAAGUCUUCCACAGAGCUGGACGCUCUUGACAGCAUGUUCACCAACGUCUACGGCUACUCCCCCGCCAAGGUGACCCAGUUCUGGAAGAACCUGUACUCUUACAUGCCUCGCAUCGACCCUGAAAGAUGGUGCUCUAUCCUGACUCCUGGACAGCUGGACUGGCUGAACGACAUCACCCACAGCUAUGUGGCGCAGGUGGAAGCGUGUGACGAGGACACGAACCCACCGUCUGUCAACACCAACCAGAUGGAAAUCUGGCCUCCCAGGGGUGAAGACACCAAUCACUGGAAACAUUUCCAGGAACGAGUGGCGAGACAGACCUAUGCUGAAGCACAGUUUGUGCUCAAGUUGCCAGGUAUGGACAAAAUUCACCCAAAAGAUCGUGUGAAACUGGGUAACAAUACACGUCUGUUUGGCAACACUAUUUUGAUGGCAUCGCGGGAGUGGUUUGAUCCAGUGAGAAAAAAGUUCAAAUUUUUCUGGAACUGGAAGUUACCUCAGGAGCACCCACUGAGUGCGUUCCGCAGCAGGAUUGUGAAGACGGGAAGUCGUAUCUUCAACCUGCACAUGGACAGAACAGAAGUAGCUCUCCUGUCUGCGCUCAACAUCAUGAGUCCUGAGAACUCAACAUUCCAGAACUUGCCUCAAAUAACGGAGCAUACCCAGACCCUGAUGAAAGUUCUCUGUUAUUAUUUAUCCACAAUCAAUGUGGAUCCUGAUGACCGAAUCCCAGAACUUCUGUCUGUGAUGCCCAAGGUGCGGCACAUGAGCAUGUGGUACUCCAACCUGAUCCGGAACAUGCGGGCUGACCCUAGCAGCAUGGACAAGACUCUGCAGGACCUCACCCAGAUGGCAGCAAAAGUUUCCGCAGGAACCCGCCAGGCUGACCGGAAUGGGUGCCGGCAAAAAAAAGCUUUACCAGAGCUCGAGGAGACUUGAGAUCUUGAGUGCUCACCCACAGUAGGUUGUGAUGAGUGUCAUGGAGUGGUAUUUCCUCUCUUGUCAGGCGUGCUCCAUAUUGCUGCAGUGUCUCUGUUGUUAGUGUAUUGAUGUAAUUGGGGUUGAAAAUGACUUAAAAUGACACUAAAAUCUGAGAAAGCUAUCUCCUCCCUCCACUGAUUAAAAAAAACCUAGAGACCCCUUGGUGAUCUAUGGAAGAGAAGUCUUUGAUGGGAACUUUUUUAAACUGUAUUUUGUGCAGAAAACCUCUCUACUCUGACCACUGUAAAUCAACCUUCACCUCAUCUACUGUAAAAAGCUGUAAGACCUGAGAGAGUGGGUUUGUUUGGGGUUGUUUUUUUUUAUUCAACUGUGAGGCAUGAAGCAGAAGAGCAAAAAACUUGGCGAGAGCUGACUUCUUGAAAUCAGCAGUGAUACUGUACAUGGACAAAACUUUUCCACUUCUCCUGGGCAUAGCAUCAGUGUAAGAGGCACAGCAAGUUACAUUCCUGUUGCCUUGAGGUCACAUGUGAGCAUUUUGCUUACACAUAAACUACUAGAUCAUGGUAAUCAGACCUCGCAGGUGUAAGAAGGAAAGACUUUCUUGCCUCUGCAUCAGGAUUACAUAAAGACAAAAUGCUGAUGUGUAAACAGAAUUCAUACAAAAGGCAGCUAGAGUGGCCUUCACUUUCAUGUCAGUUCAUAGGAUUGUGUCUUCAGUCUAGUCUGGCACUGCUACAGUAUGCUAUAGGCAGGGGAACAAGUGCUGCAGUGCGCUAUAGGCUACAGGCAGGGGAAAGAGGUGGGAUGGAUGAAGCUCAUCCACAAAGUUAUGUCUCUUCACUAGUGGGCAGCCAAGACUUUGAAAAACAAAGACGUUAUGAUGGAAAUUUUGUAUGGCACUUGUUUUCUGUGUGCUGCAUCAUUUCUCUCAUCGCCUGCUUCCUUGGUCUCUUGCAAUCAUACCACAUGAUUACAGAGUGUAUCUUAUCUUGUUUCUGAUUACAGAGUUUAUCAUAACUUGUUUCUGUGUCUUAUUAACCUAAUGUAUGGAGAGAAAAAAUAAAGUGCAAUAUUGUAAGUUUUGUUAGAGAUGGGUUUGUGCCAUUGUGAAUUUUUUUUUUUUUUGAAAGUUUUUUCUUUUGAAAGUCCGUUUGGAAAUUCUUUUGUUCUUUUUGAGAAUGUGAAUCGAGGAAUCAGGAACUUUGUUGUGUGUACUUAAUGAGCUUUAGAAGUGAAUGUCUUCAGGUUUGAGUGAUCUCACAAGAGUUGUGUUUUGUGUUACUAUUGAUGAUUGGAUUUACUGGUAAAUUUUGUAACCAAACUUUUGAUCAACAACCUCUUAUUUAUUGUUAUUCGACAUAAAUAGUGUCAAUGUGUUUUAUCUUUGCGAAAUUAUGACAUGCUUUAUUUUGCUUGAGAAAUGAUCAGCAGAAAAGUGUUGCACAAAGGAUUUCCCAAGUACCUGAAAGGAAUGAGUUCUUAUAGUAUGUGGUGCAGUUUUAAUCAGACUGGUUUGUAUUGUAGUGCAACAUACAGGAUAGAUGUAUUCUAUGUGGUUUAUUCAUCCACACUUCAGUUUGAAAACAGGACAUUUGACAGAAAUUUAGAUAUAGCAAACAUUGUCUAUUUCCAAUUUCAUUAAGGUAAAAUACAGUCCUUUUUGCAUACUAAACGUAUAUAAAUUGUUAUCUGCCUGAGAACUUCAGUGUACCAGUUUGCUGUAAGUGUCUUUUGAUUAUAAUUUUUAAAGUAAUUUAGCAUUCCAUUUCUCCUCAGUGUACAUUUAAUGCCUUCGAUUCAUGUGAUGUGGUUUUGAUGGAUUGAAUAAUAUAAUGUACAGUGGACUAAACAAUAUUUGUUGGGAUUACUGCCAGUUCUGAUAAUGAUUAUCAAUAAAUUCUUUAUGUGAAUCCUUCUUUGUUAAUGUUUUUAUUGUUCAUUGUUUGUUUACUUUUAAAACAUAUUUAUCAUCCCGCCAUAAGACUUGCACUUCAGAUGCGCUAUGCUAUAUAUAUAUAUUUAUAUAUAUAUUAAUGUAUAUAUGUGUGUGUUGGUGUGUGUGUGUGUGUGUAUAUGUGUGUGUGUCUGUGUGUGUGUGAAAAUAGACCUACUUUCUUUUUUCAAUUGCUCUGGUUUUUGUUUGUCCAUGCAUCGUAUAAGAACACUUGAGCUAGAACUGUAGGAAAGUUUGUAAUUGCGGCUGGGUCUGAUUAUGUGUUCUGUCCUUUUUGUUACAUACACUUCCUGUCCAGGUCAGUCUUAAAAUUUAAAAUAGAAGUGGAAAAAGUGUGAUGGUAAAAAGAAGUUGUUGCCUUAUUUUUAAAACCCCACCCAGAUUUAGGCAAAUACCUUUCAGUCCCUAUUAUGUCAGCGUGCUCAGGUCUUGAUGUGCCCAUCUUCAAACAAUUUGAAAACUAUACUAGAAGAUGCAGGUCUUUUUGUUCUUGUUCAUCUCUCAAAAAAAAUGAGCUCGUGACAGAUAAGAAUGACAACUUUCAUCAUCAUAUGCUGCGUAAGUCAGAUUUUGGUCAAAAUAAAAUUGCCCCCCCCCCUUAACAUUCCCCUAUAACCUAAAAACGGUAUAAAUGCACUGACAAAUUUGCAAGUUACAAAGAUUAAAAGUAAGUCUUCAUGCUGUGAAUGAGGAAGAGACAUGAAAGUAGAACCUGUUUUUAAAAAAGAUUUCCUUUAAACUACAGGCUACUAAUGCCCUAGGGCUUUAUUGUAACAUGUUGUGGAAAGUGUGUGUACUGAGCCCCAGUUUGUGGCUACUGUUGAACUGAGAGAUUAAGGUUUCACAUGAAAAAGUCUUUGUUAGUGACCAGAUGUGACAUACAAGUCAGCUAUACAUUUGUGUCUCAUUUUCUAUGGAGUAACAUUAUAAUCUUUACAUUGAGAUUUGAAAUAAAGUUGGUUAGUUCAAACACAGAUGUUCAUGAUGGGUCAAAGUCUAAAGGUCAACUUACACCUGGGUGUGGCAGUCAUGUAGCAAGGUUAUCUCUCCAAGGUCAAAGUAAGGUGUCUGUGAGCAUGACCCAAGGUUCAGCUUGGAUGUCACUGACAAGUUGUUCAAAUGUUCUAAACCCAGAGAGAAAAACUGGUUCAUUUCAUUCUUUCAAAAACUGUACCUAUAUUUUGUAUCUUUUCUUACUUUAAAAAAAAUUCAAAAUCUGAGUUUGGACAAAAUAUUUCUCAAGAACAUGCACCGAUCCCGCACAGAUUAUAAAACGGAAUUUUCUUUUAAAAUCAAAUUUGGGAUUUACGCUCUGGUAGACCUAUAUUUUAGCAACUGGCCAACGAUUUAUACAUUAUAGUUAUGGGCUGUGUGAUGUGUUAUGUGUUGAAAAGUUUUAUUUUUCACAUUCUUUUUUUGCUGACAGAAAGAGAAUCCUUUGAUGAAUUUUGUAUGAAAAAUCCAAAUUUCAUUUGAUUCUGGUUUUCAAAUUUUCAUUUUCAUUUCUCAUUCAGACUAAGUCUAGAGUUUCUAUUUUUCCCCCAUUUUAUUGAGAUUAUCAGUACCUGUAAGGCUACCUUGUGAUGAUCAGUGUGUCUUUAAUUCAUUUAAUUCUUUGUUCUAAAGUGUCAUUUAAGAUAGUUUGUCACUGAGUCACUUAGUGCUGCAGCAAGAAUAACUAACUGUACUUUUAGAGUUUUGCGGAAUGAGCUUGCGUCGUGGCUCUAAAAAUGGCGAGAAUUCAGGUUGUUUAUUUUAAAAGGUUUUUUUUUUUUUUAGAGUUCAUUGCUGCUUUAUUUUGAUUAUGAUGCACCAUGUCGUAAAAUGUCAUGCAUUCCUGAAAGUCUCAAGUAGCAAGGACUUCAUGUUUUGAAAGUCUAAAAUGUUGCAAGCAGUUGCCAAUCCUCCCCACAAAGUAUUUAACCUUGCUGUUAUAAGGAGAUAUUCCUGGUUUGUUUGUUUUUUAUCGUGACGAAAUUUUGUUUUUGCUUCUCAACUGUUUGUACAUUUGUAAUUUUUCAAAUAACAUCGAAUCUCAGUUGUUAGCCUAGCUCUGACAGCAGUUUCUCAAUGAAAAUUUCUAGGCAGUGUUUAAGAAUUUUUAAAACCUUUUUCCGUUAAAGAUUGGACAGUGCCAGCAGUGGUUUGGUCCUAAUUAAAUCUUUGCCUUCUCUCAGAAUUUCGAAGUUCUGCUUUAUUCCUUUUUUUCUUCUCAGUACUAUGGCCAUCAUUUUGUUUGUCAGUUAUUAUUUUGUCGGAUACCAGAAACUAAAAUGUCAUGGUCAUAUAUCAUUCCUCCUGCAAAACUGUGAUAGAAUGCCCUGAGAUUUCUCUUCUUGUGCAAGUCCUAUCUGCUUUGUCUGUGUGUGCAUAUUGUACAGGAAGAGAAUGGAAUUGAAAACACUGUCAGAUUAUAUUAUUAUUAUGUGAUUUUGUUUUGUGAUUCAGUUUAAAGAUGUUGUAAAUCUUUACCAACAUUUGGUAUUUGAUAAAUGGUGCACACGCUUGGUCUUUAAUCAUGUUUUGAAACUGAUGAAAUAACUUUUACAAUGAAGAUAUACUUAUCCAAUGUUGAUUUCUCUUUUCAUAUUGUUCGUUAAUGCCUUUUUAUUGUUGUGUACAUGUUUUCUCUCUCUGUUACAAUUACAAUAAAUGAGAAUGGGAGAAAAAGUGAA